UGCACGAUCCUCAAUUUCUUCUUACAUCCCGGAAAAAGAUGGCCGUAGACCUCAAGGAGUUAGUGCACAGCUUUGUGGAGUCAAGCUCCCAGGAUCUGUGGGAACUUAGUCGCUUCGUGUGGGCGCACCCGGAGCUCGAAUUCAAUGAGGUCCAGUGUCACGACUGGCUCACGGACUUUCUGGAACGACGCGGCUUCACGGUGACCCGUAGCUACCUCCUGGACACGGCCUUCAGAGCCACAUUCGAAGCUCCCGGUGGCACACAAGGACCCUGCAUUGCCCUGCUGUGUGAGUACGACGCUCUGCCUGAUAUAGGCCACGCUUGCGGUCACAACCUGAUCGCUGAGGCAUCCGUGGGCGCUGCGCUGGCUGUACGUGAGGCCUUGAUGAGCAACACAGACAUUCGUGGCAAACUGGUCGUGCUGGGCACACCGGCGGAGGAGACUGGAUGCGGCAAGGAACUGCUGAUAAGGAAGGGCGCCCUGGAAGGACUCGACGCAGCACUGAUGGCGCACCCGUGUCCAUCGGACAUCCUGACAAUACAGUACUCAGCGUCACAGCAGCUGAGAUUCCACUUCAAAGGCAAAGCGGCUCAUGCAGGAGCGACGCCGUGGGAAGGCGUGAACGCCUUGGACGCUGCCGUCGCUGCCUACACGAAUGUCAGCCUCCUACGACAGCAGCUGAAGCCAAACACCUUGAUUCACGGUGUCAUCACGGAAGGUGGCAAGUACCCCAACGUAAUCCCCGAGAAGACGGAAAUGGUGUUCACCAUCCGUGCCCAGGACGCCCAGGGAUUGAUAGAGCUCCGGCCGAGGGCAGAAGCCUGCUUUCGCGCGGCUGCCGACGCGACUGGCUGCUCGCUGGACAUUGAAAGGAAACCGGCGUACAUGAACGUGAUGCAAAACUCCGUCAUCGCUGAAACAUACCGGAAACACGCCCACGCUUUUGGCGUGUCCUUCCUGGAUGACGUCCUGAAGAACAUACCGCCUUCUGGAGGCUGUACGGACUGUGGCAACGUGUCGUACCGGGUGCCCACCAUUCACCCGCUGUUCGCUCUCGGCGCCCACGAGGGAUCGGUGAACCACACGCGGGGUUUCGCCGCCGUAGCCAACGCAGCCGACUCCCAGCCGCCCACGCUGAGGGCGGCCAAGAUCCUGGCACUGACUGCGCUCGAUCUGCUCAGCGACGCCGAACUAUUGCGCGAAGCGAAGCGGGAGUUUGCAGCUCUGAAGCUUCCGUCGGAAGAGGAGCUGCAAACGGCGCUGUAGGGAAGAGGGGGAGUUUUAGCCGCAGCUGAGGAAACGUUUCGGCACUGCCGUGGUUCGAAGGGACACCAAAGAAGAAGACUUUAUUAGUAUCGGUAAAGUAUUCCUUCUGAACAC
This is a messenger RNA of Rhipicephalus microplus (southern cattle tick), 1382 nucleotides long. RefSeq names its product xaa-Arg dipeptidase. Gene Ontology annotation, molecular function: dipeptidase activity. The record is from RefSeq and is a predicted model, not a curated record. NCBI's taxonomy places the organism in Eukaryota, Metazoa, Arthropoda, Arachnida, Ixodida, Ixodidae.